Molecule: messenger RNA, 2335 nt
Organism: Sinocyclocheilus rhinocerous
Lineage: Eukaryota; Metazoa; Chordata; Actinopteri; Cypriniformes; Cyprinidae
Gene: lrrc17
Product: leucine rich repeat containing 17
Exons: 3
Coding region: 102-1433 (443 amino acids)
Cellular component (GO): plasma membrane
Molecular function (GO): protein binding
Source: RefSeq, a predicted model, not a curated record
CUGCAGCUGUGCUCUCUCAUUCUGACUAAAGCAAGCUCUUGGUUUAUCGAAGUUACGCUAAGACUCUACUUGACUGGUUAACCCUGCUGCUGCUGUUUGCCAUGCGGCUGCUCUGCGGUCUGCUGCUGCUGCUGUGCCUGGUGGUCUGGGCAACUGAGGCACGAAAGGGUGGAAAGGGACGCCGAAUGCGGAGUCGAGACUGGUCAAGUACCACCAAGCGGUUUGCUGCAGACUGCAAGGAAAGUAUUGUCAAUGGGGAAAAGUUCUUUGACUGCCAAGAGCGCCAUCUGACAGCCGUAUUGUUGGGCUGGCCGGAGGACAUUCACCACCUGCUGCUGGCACGGAACCGGAUCCAGGUGCUGCGAGACAACACCUUCAGUCACUUCCGAAACCUGAAGAGUCUGGAUCUCCAGCAGAACGAAAUCUCCCGCAUAGAGGAGGGAGCUUUCAACGGCCUGAGCAGACUCACCACUUUACUGCUGCAGCACAACCGUCUGCAGGUGACGAGCGAAGGCAUGCUGAUCCCAAUGCCGCAACUCAAGUACUUGCGACUCCAUGACAAUCCCUGGAGGUGUGACUGCCAGCUGGACAGCCUGGUCAGGUUCAUACAAGUGCCCAGUAACCGUAACAUCGGCAAUUACGCACGCUGUGCUGAGCCCAGGGAAUUCUGGGGGAGGCAACUGAAGAAGCUGGAUGCAGAGCUUCUGUGUACCCCUCAGCAGGAGAACGUAUUGAUCCCGCAUCCGGACAAUCAGCCCCUACCGGCUUCACAAAAAAAGUCUGAUGCAACCUCUCUAUGUCACACCUACAUUCACCCUGUGCCCCGUCUGGACUGCAGGAACAGAGACCUUAAAACAGUCCCGGCUGACAUCCCGUUGGAUAUUGUGAGACUGGAUUUAUCCAGAAACAACAUCAAGCAGCUGAGACCAAAGGAGUUUGUAAACGUUAAAGACCUAAAGCUCUUGAACCUGAGUGGAAACAGUCUGGAAAGCAUCGACACAGCUGCCUUUACAGGCCUGCUGUACUUGGGAGGAUUGGACCUGUCCAACAACAGCCUGCGCUAUUUUCAAUAUGGCGUUUUGGAGGACCUGUACUUCCUGAAAAGACUGUCUCUGGAGGACAACCCCUGGAUUUGUGAUUACAACAUUCAUUACUUGAUCUAUUGGCUGAAGCACCACCCCGGUGUGUCCCACACAGGUCUGGUGUGCAGUGAACCAGAAGAGUUUCGUGGUUGGCCGGUGGAAAACUACGUCAAGACCUACAACGCAGACUGUCCUAAAGACAAGCAGCUGGGCCAGGUGCCUGGCACUGACCCGGCAGGCAUCACAGCUCAGGAGCUCACAGCUGAGAUAGAUGAAGAGGAGCUGCUUACAGAAUUGGGGCCCAGACCUUACAGAGGGCCUAAGAAAUUUGAGAUCAUCCGUCUGACUUAAGAUGGAAACUAUGAUGCUGUUGGGAACUCUUUUUUUUUUAUUUGGUCAUGAACAAAUCAUUUUCCCAGCAAAAUUCUGACUGUGUGAGAGAUGAAACUUUAAUAUGCUGUCACAUUCGCAGAUUAAUUCAGUCCAGUCAGAAAUCAAGCAGUUGAUGUUUACGUAUUGUUUAGCAUUUCUAAUGAGUAAUUUUGUAAAUUGAAUCAUGAUAAAUAAAAUACAGAUUGAUUUGUUUUUUUUUUAAUUCACUGAUGAAUCUUAUGUUUGUCCAUUAACCAAAUUUGAAGAGGCGAAAUAUAGUGCCCCGUGUUGUGAAUUUUUUAUUCAGACACAAUUCAAAACGCAACAACACACAAACUCUCAAAUACUUGCACAUGUAAGCAUAAAAACAAUUUCCUUUUCCAUGCAAGGCACCCACAUUAGUGUUACACACAAGGUAAUGCCCACAUGUUCAAUUCUCCAACAAGAUAUAGCACAAAAAGAAACUGUAAAGUCUAUAAAAUAGAGACGUACGUGUAUAUCCACAUGAAGUCAGUCCUGUGAUGUAUAUGUCUAGAGAACAUUGGCCAUAAGUGACUGAAACAUUAGAAAGGCAUUUUUCUGAGGGGGAAGGGCAAGUAUAUAGCAGUUUUUCUCCAGAGCCGCAUUUUUAUCUCCAUCCUGUCUGAAAAGAAACAGAUGCUGGAAGAUUACGGAUCUGCAGUAUAUAUCACUGCUUUGAGAGAAUGCAAUGAGUGAAAAAUCUGGGGAACAUUUUUUGCAGUUCAGGUGGAGGGCCAUAUGGGGACUGACUCCAUGCAUUUGAGUGAAAACAUGGCAGGGAAUCAAAGUAAAUAAAUGGAUGAAGAGCUCAUCCUUUUAAUUAAUAAUUGUUUUGCAGCAGCACAGAUGUUUUCAGCAUU